Molecule: messenger RNA, 1187 nt
Organism: Meloidogyne enterolobii
Lineage: Eukaryota; Metazoa; Nematoda; Chromadorea; Rhabditida; Meloidogynidae
Source: the annotation of a GenBank genome assembly
AGAUGGAAGUUUAUAAAACAAUAAAAAGAUCUGUUUCAUCCAAAGCAACAAGCAUAAUUGGUUCUUCUCGAUUUUCUAAUCAAAAUUCAUUUAUACCUGAAAAUAAAACUGAACCAAUUUAUACAUGGAUACAUCCACCAGAUUUAUUAAUAAAAGGGAGGGUAGAAUAUACAGUUAAAAUGCUUGGACACGUUGAUGUUAGCAAUUCAAAAGGAACGGCUGUUGUCCAAGAUGCUAUUGCUAAACUUCGAUUACAAGCACUUACUAAACAAAAUGAGACUGGACAAAUUCCAAAAUCGAGAAAAGUUAUUAUUCAAAUUAAUGUCAACGAAGUAAAUGUAAUUGAUUUAAAAACUAGAGGAAUUCAAUUUAAGCAUCCAAUAAAUAGAAUUUCUUAUUGUGCAAAAGAUAAACAGAAGAAAAUGCUAACUUAUAUUGCCAAAAAUGAUGUAGAUAAACUUCAAUGUUUUGUAUUUUUGAGUGACAAAAUGGCUGAAAAUAUUGAACAAACAAUUUGUCAAUCUUUUGAUUUAACUUUGGAGCGUUAUGCUAAAAAGAAGGCACGUUCCUUUGAAGAUCAAAAUCAAAUAAUUCUUUUAUUGAGGAAAAAAGUUUCUGAAUUGGAAGAAGGCAAUAAACAAUUGGAGGCAAAAGUGGCAAGAUGUACUUGCGAACAGAGUAAUAAUAAGGAUUUACUUAUUUCUCUUCCAACAAUUCCCCCAACAGAACCCAACAAUUAUUUACCUUCAUUUACUUCAAAAUCAUUUUCAUCACCUCCACCUUUGCCUUUAGCCCCACCUCCUCGCAGAUCAAGUACUUCACAAAAUGACACAAAUAAAAUAUUGGAACAAAUAUUUGAACAACAACAAAAACAUGUUAACCCCCCUCCUUCUGUUCCUCCAGAAGAUGUUUUUGAUAAUGAUUUUGACCCUAGAGCAAAUGAAAAGAAAAAUAUUCAAAAUAAUGGAUUGAUUAAAUCAGAAGAAUCUAAUAAAAAGACUUCAACUCAAAACCUUGAAGAACUUUUACAUCGACUUGAUUUUCAAAUGAAAGAAGCAACAAAUGACCAAUUUCAAUUGGAACGUGGGGAUAUUGGAGAUGCUGGAAAAGAUUGGCCAGAAAAUCAAGAAGAGGAAGAAAAUGAUGAACAUUACAGUCAACUUGCUGGACCUUCUCCUAAGGCUUAA